Molecule: messenger RNA, 787 nt
Organism: Mesocestoides corti
Lineage: Eukaryota; Metazoa; Platyhelminthes; Cestoda; Cyclophyllidea; Mesocestoididae
Source: the annotation of a GenBank genome assembly
UUGUAUAAAUAGUCACUCAUACCUCAUCAUUCCUGUACGUCUGGCUGGGCAUUCACAUUGGCAGAAUGUAAGACACACUAAGGAAGCCAAAGAUAAGGAACGUGUCCGUGUAACUACGACUGUUCUUUAUCAGAUUGAUGCCGCAAUUAAGAGUUGUGGUGGCAUACGAGAUCCAAAGCUUAAUAGUAAACUCGCCGCCGUCAUUGCCGAUGCAAAGUCCAAAAAUGUCCCGAUGGAAACUAUAAACAGACGCCUUUCUGCCCAGGAUAUAACUGAUCCUUAUGUUAUAGAAAUACAAGCACCUGGUGGCAUAUUCUCCCUCGUAGAGACCCGUUGCAAGUCUGUAAAAUCAACUAGAGAUAAGGUACAAGCCAUUGCAAAAAAAUAUGGCUUUAAAGUUACGAAAUCAAAUCAAGGUUCAAUAGCCAGUGAAUUCUUUGAGCACAUUGGUGUCGUCUCUGUUGCUCAUCAGAAAGCUCUGGAAAAUAUUGAUUCGGCAACUGAAUUGGCUAUCGAGUGCGGCGCUACUGAUGUAAGAGAGUCCGAGAUCGACAUUGGAGUUAAAGGAUUUGAGUUUCACUGUGAAUUGAAUGAUGUGGAUAGCGUUCGACAAAAGCUUGUUUCUCGUGGUAUUGACGUCUAUGAAUCAUAUUGCCCUUAUUUACCACGUCAAAAAGUAGCUGUUUCAGCCGAAAGCGGGCGCCUUAUCAAUGAGAUGUACAAUCGCCUUCGUGAGGCCAUUGAUUACGCCGACAAUUUUUACGACAACUGCGAUUUAACCGAAUAA